AUGGCAGAUUGUACCCCGGAACAAGCAAAGCUUGUUGAUGAAAUUUUAAGCAUUCAACGUACUGACUACUAUCGUGUUUUAAAAGUUGACAAAUCAGCAAGUGAUGUUGAAAUCAAAAAAUCAUACAGAAAGCUGGCUAUCAAACUACAUCCUGAUAAAAAUAAGCAUCCAAAAGCCUCAGAAGCAUUUAAGGUCAUUGCCAAAGCCUUCGAAGUUUUAGGCGAUGAAUCUAAGAGGAAGUUAUACGACAUGACAGGUACUGAUCCAGACUCUCGUAGUGCAGGUGCCUCUGGGGGAGGUGCAGGACAUCCAGGAGCACAUUUCAAUAAUUUCCAGGGCUUUGGGGGCGGAUUUCCUGGAUUUCAAGGAGGGUUCCAACCAGGACCUGGUAUGGGUGGUGGUCUAAACGAGGAUUUAUUGAAUAUGUUGUUUGGUAUGGGUGGUUUAGGUAAUAAUGGAUUCUCAUUUACCUUUGGAGGUAAUGGAUUCCCUAAUAAUGGAUUCUACUAUAGUAAUCAACCAGGAAUGAAUGCUAGAAGACGUGCAGCACAAAACGCCAACGCACAACGUCAAGGACAGGGUGCAAGACGUGGAGCUGCUGGACGUGAGCAGGCUCAAUGGACACAAUACAUUGUUCAAUUCCUACCUUUACUGAUUAUUUUGUUCUCCAUAAUAAUCAACUCACUUACUGGAGAUUCGUCCUCUAAUUACAAUAAUGCAAGACAAUUCCAUGGUAGAGUUCCUAAAUAUGGAUUUGAAAAAGGUGCAGGUUUGGAUGUUGAACGUACUACACCAAAUCAUAAUAUUAACUACUACAUCAGUGAGAAGACCCUCAACAACUUCCAAGGGCGAAAAAAUGCAGACACCGAAUUAGCUGGGUUAGAUAAGUAUGUUGAAGGACAAUAUAUCAACGAACUAAGCCAAACAUGUCAGAGGGAAAAGAACUACCAGAGGGAGCUUAUUGAAAGUGCACAAGGUAUCUUUUAUAACGACUGGGAUAAGAUCGAAAGAGCUCAAAAAAUGACAUUACCUCAUUGUGAAAGAUUAAGAGAACUUAAUCUUUUAUAG
This is a messenger RNA of Pichia kudriavzevii, 1068 nucleotides long. RefSeq lists its product as uncharacterized. NCBI's taxonomy places the organism in Eukaryota, Fungi, Ascomycota, Pichiomycetes, Pichiales, Pichiaceae. Gene Ontology annotation, biological process: cellular response to misfolded protein. The coding region runs from base 1 to 1068 and encodes 355 amino acids. The record is from RefSeq and is a predicted model, not a curated record. Gene Ontology annotation, cellular component: endoplasmic reticulum membrane. The transcript has a single exon. Gene Ontology annotation, molecular function: Hsp70 protein binding.